ACCAAGCUCACCAGAGGAAAGACAACAGAAAUACCCAUGUUCGGGCCCCUGACCUGGGGUUGGAAGAACUUCCUGCCCAGUGCAACUCUGCUCUCCAUGAGAAGCACCAGCAGUGUGGCCAAUAGUAGUCUCAAACUGAUCAACAAAGUCGCAGUGGUCACAGGAUCCACAAAUGGGAUUGGCUUCAGUAUUGCCAGGCGUCUGGCCCAGGAUGGGGCCCACGUAAUCAUUAGCAGCCGGAAGCAGCAAAAUGUGGACAAGGCUGUGGACACACUACAGAGGGAAGGACUGAGUGUGGUGGGCACUGUGUGUCAUGUGGGGAAAGCUGAAGACCGGGAGCGACUGGUAGCCACGGCCCUGAAACACUGUGGGGGUGUGGACUUCCUGGUGUGCACAGCAGGGGUCAACCCCUUUGUUGGAAGUACCUUGGGGAGCAGUGAGCAGGUCUGGGACAAGAUCCUGAGUGUGAAUGUGAAGGCCCCAGCCCUGCUGUUGAGCCAGUUGCUGCCCCACAUGGAGAACAGGGGACAAGGUUCUGUGGUCCUGGUCUCCUCAGUUGCAGCUUAUGUUCCACAUGCUAAGCUGGGGGCCUACAAUGUCAGUAAAACAGCCCUGCUGGGCCUCACCAAGACUCUGGCAGUGGAGCUUGCACCGAAAAACAUUCGGGUAAACUGCCUAGUACCAGGAUUUAUCAAAACAGACUUCAGUCAAGUGGUAAGUACAGAGAAGAGCUUCUACCCAGACUUUGAGGAAUAUUGGAAGAAAAUAUUUGGAAUGCAGAGAGUGGGGAAACCUGAGGAAUGUGCAGGACUGGUGUCCUUCCUGUGCUCCCCAGAUGCCAGCUACAUCACCGGCGAGAACAUUGUGAUAGCCGGUUUUUCCCCCCGCCUCUGA
Messenger RNA from Marmota monax (woodchuck), 894 nucleotides. Its product is annotated as dehydrogenase/reductase SDR family member 2, mitochondrial-like. Lineage: Eukaryota; Metazoa; Chordata; Mammalia; Rodentia; Sciuridae. The transcript is spliced from 8 exons. Gene Ontology annotation, molecular function: carbonyl reductase (NADPH) activity. The record is from RefSeq and is a predicted model, not a curated record. The coding region runs from base 37 to 894 and encodes 285 amino acids.